Molecule: messenger RNA, 3020 nt
Organism: Humulus lupulus (European hop)
Lineage: Eukaryota; Viridiplantae; Streptophyta; Magnoliopsida; Rosales; Cannabaceae
Product: DNA replication licensing factor MCM2
Exons: 17
Coding region: 80-2872 (930 amino acids)
Biological process (GO): mitotic DNA replication initiation; double-strand break repair via break-induced replication
Cellular component (GO): MCM complex; nucleus
Molecular function (GO): ATP binding; single-stranded DNA binding; 3'-5' DNA helicase activity
Source: RefSeq, a predicted model, not a curated record
GUUAUAGGGUUUACAGUGAGCGAGGAUAGGUUGGGUAACAAACGAUUUUCAUUUCACAAACCCUACACUACAGAGCACAAUGUCAGGUAAUCCGCCGUCGACGCCGGAAUCACCAACAUCAGUCGGUUUCAACACCGAUCAACUUCCUCAUACCAGUCGCACCUCCGAGAACUUCUCCGAUGACGAAGAGGCUGCCGUCGAUCCCGAAAUCAUCCGCGACGACCCUGAAGAGCUCCCUAAUGAGGAGGAGGAGGAGGGAGAGGAUCUCUUCCACGACAAUUUCAUGGAGGACUACCGCCGAAUGGACGAUAACGACCAGUACGAAUCGGUCGGCCUGGAUGAAUCCCUCGAGGAUGAGAGGGAUCUCGAUCAGAUCAUGGCUGACCGCAAGGCCGCCGAAUCUGAGCUCGACGCUCGCGAUGUUCUGUUGACCUCUCGCAAGCUUCCUCACCUUCUCCACGAUCAAGACACCGACGAUGAUAGCUACAGGCCUUCCAAGAGGGCUAGGGCUGACUUCAGGCCUCCAUCUGAUGCCGAUGGCUUACAGAGUUCACCAGGGAGAUCGCAAAGAGCUCACUCCAGGGAAGAUUUGCCCACUACUGAUCAAACUGAUGAUGACCCCUUCGAGGAUGAUGAUGAUGAAGAUGGCGAGUUUGAGAUGUAUCGUGUGCAAGGAACUCUUAGAGAAUGGGUAACUAGGGAUGAAGUCCGCCGUUUUAUAGCCAAAAAGUUCAAGGAGUUUCUGCUCACUUACGUGAAUCCAAAAAAUGAAACUACUGAUUAUGAAUACGUUCGGUUGAUUAAUGAGAUGGUCUCAGCUAAUAAGUGUAGCCUGGAGAUUGAUUACAAGCAAUUUAUCUAUAUCCAUCCCAAUAUUGCCAUCUGGCUGGCUGACGCCCCUCAAUCUGUCCUGGAAGUCAUGGAGGAUGUUGCAAAAAAUGUUGUCUUUAGUUUACAUCCUAACUAUAAAAAUAUCCAUCAAAAGAUUUAUGUAAGGAUCACCAACCUACCAGUGUAUGAUCAGAUUCGGAACAUAAGGCAGAUCCAUUUGAAUACAAUGAUUCGUAUUGGGGGAGUUGUGACCAGACGAUCUGGGGUCUUUCCACAAUUGCAACAGGUCAAGUAUGAUUGCAACAAGUGUGGGACGAUUUUGGGGCCAUUCUUUCAGAAUUCAUACUCUGAGGUGAAAGUUGGUUCUUGCCCUGAAUGCCAAUCAAAAGGACCCUUCACUAUCAACAUAGAGCAGACAAUAUAUAGAAAUUACCAAAAGCUUACCCUUCAAGAAAGCCCAGGAAUUGUACCAGCUGGCCGGCUUCCUAGAUACAAAGAAGUGAUACUGUUGAAUGAUCUAAUUGAUUGUGCUCGACCUGGGGAAGAGAUUGAAGUUACAGGCAUUUAUACAAAUAAUUUCGACUUAUCUUUGAACACAAAGAAUGGGUUCCCUGUAUUUGCUACUGUAGUAGAAGCAAACUAUGUCACAAAGAAACAAGACCUCUUUUCUGCCUAUAAACUUACUCAGGAAGACAAGAAAGAGAUUGAGAAGCUGGCUAAAGACCCCAGAAUAGGAGAAAGGAUUGUCAAGUCGAUUGCACCAUCAAUCUAUGGUCAUGAGGACAUAAAAACUGCAUUAGCCCUGGCUAUGUUUGGAGGUCAAGAGAAGAAUGUAGAGGGGAAACACAGACUACGAGGAGAUAUAAAUGUACUUCUUCUAGGUGACCCCGGAACAGCCAAAUCACAAUUUCUCAAGUAUGUGGAAAAGACUGGACAGAGGGCUGUAUAUACUACUGGUAAGGGAGCUUCUGCAGUGGGGCUUACAGCAGCAGUGCACAAGGACCCAGUCACAAGGGAGUGGACUCUUGAGGGAGGGGCUCUUGUUCUUGCUGACAAAGGAUUAUGUCUUAUUGAUGAGUUUGACAAGAUGAAUGAUCAGGACAGAGUGAGUAUCCAUGAAGCUAUGGAGCAGCAGAGCAUUAGUAUAUCAAAGGCUGGGAUUGUCACUUCACUCCAAGCACGCUGCUCUGUCAUUGCUGCUGCAAAUCCCGUUGGAGGAAGAUAUGAUUCCUCAAAAACAUUUUCACAAAAUGUUGAAUUGACAGAUCCCAUCAUCUCUAGGUUUGAUAUCCUCUGUGUUGUCAAGGAUGUCGUUGAUCCAGUUGCAGAUGAAAUGCUUGCUAAGUUUGUAGUUGAUAGUCAUUUCAAAUCACAAGCCAAGGGAGCUAAUAUGGAAGAUAAGACUUUCAGUGAAUCACAAGAUGAUGUCCAAAUGUCAGGCGAAGCAGCAGAUCCAGAGAUACUUCCUCAAGAUAUGCUUAAAAAGUAUAUAACUUAUGCCAAGUUGAAUGUGUUCCCGAGGUUGCAUGAUGCUGAUAUGGAGAAACUUACUCAUGUUUAUGCUGAAUUGCGGAGAGAAUCCUCAAAUGGACAAGGAGUGCCAAUAGCAGUGAGGCACAUUGAGUCAAUGAUUCGGAUAUCUGAAGCUCACGCAAGAAUGCACCUCAGACAGCAUGUAACUCAAGAAGAUGUGGACAUGUCAAUUCGUGUUUUACUUGAUUCAUUUAUCUCAACCCAAAAAUUCGGUGUGAAGAAAGCUCUGGAAAAGAGCUUCAGAAAGUAUAUGACUUUCAAGAAGGAUUUCAAUGAAUUUCUCCUGCAUCUUCUCCGCGAGCUUGUGAAGAAUGCCCUGCAUUUUGAAGAAAUCGUGUCUGGAACUACUUCAGGGCUGACCCAUAUUGAUGUGAAAGUAGAGGAUUUGCAAAUCAAGGCCCAAGAACAUGAGAUCUAUGAUCUAAAGCCAUUCUUUACCAGCAUCAACUUUUCUCGAGCUAAUUUUGUUUUGGAUGAACAACGCGGAUUGAUAACUCAUCGGCUAUGAUGGAAUCUUUGAGAAGCAACAUUUUAAUUUGAAUCAUCGGACAAACUACCCAACUCUUUACUUAAUUAGUCACUUUUAAUUUCCUAACUCGCCCAAUGUAAUAUACCUUAUAAAUCAAUAUUUUAAGGAGGGAAUUACAUUAUAUUUA